UCGCGCCCUAGCAACUGCAGCAUCAGCACGAGGAUAAGCGUCGGUGAGAUACGUCAGCGUCAAGGCGUCUUUCGUUAUAGCAGACCGGAAAACGGUCUGCCUUCCAAAGUAAAGCCAUGCUACGUGUACUUAUUACACUUCUCUGGCAAAUACGCGAGUCAAUUACACUUGAGCUAGAGCUCACACGAAAUGUAGGUCUGGUAUCAUUAGUCAGAAUCGCAUUGCAUUUUUUAAAACUUCGAUCGCAUUUGAUAGCGUGCGUUAUUUUGAAACCGCCGGAAGUUGCAAACAUUUCAUCUGCCUUCACAGUUGUAAAGCCAAGCUAGCCGAGCAUCACCGCUCUCGUCUUUCUUUCCUUUCUGUCUGCCGGCCCACUGUUGCUUUUAUAUUACUUUGGACAUAAUUCACACUCCAACAGGUACAAAAGAACCCGGGCGCGUUUUUCUUUUUCCGAACAUUCUCUCUCUUCGACCGUGAAGCGUUUUUUUUUUUUCGCUAGCCGCCUGUAUCGCGACGGAAAAACAGCCAUCCAUCCAUCCGGCGACGACCUCCCGUAUCAGCCUUUUUAUCAUCGAUAUUUGUCGUCUUCCUUUUACAUGUGCGUGUUUUUUUCAUGCGUGUUCAUGACGAAACAACCUUCUUCGGUUUUUAUAGCAUAUUAGUAGGCGACGAGCAUCAAUCAGGCGGACGGGAAGCUCCCAUGCUGCUUUGCGCACCCCGCGACGAGAACGCACCUUCGCAGGACAACCUUCCUCAUCCUCGGCGGCCUUAAGUUCAUCCUUCCUCCUGGUGGUGCUUCUCCGGCAUCCUCCUUCAUUCUCCUCUCCGCCCCCCGCCAUUGUGUCCAGCUGUGGCCCUCACAGGGUGCGACCGCUGGUGCUCACCUGACAGGUCCUUGGCCUCAGGACGACUGGCAGCACCAGCAGCUUCUCUACAUGAGGGACAAAGCCACGCAGACCCCCAGGGCCUGGGCAGAUGAGAGGAGGCGGGGCUCUCACAAGCGCUCAGCCUCCUGCGGGAGCACUGACCAGCUCAAGGAGAUUGCCAAACUGCGUCAGCAACUCCAGCGCAGCAAGCGGAGCAGUCGCCAUCGGAGGGACAAAGAACGCAAGUCGCCGUUCAAUGGCGGCAGCCACGCCAUCAUGCAGUCGCAGGCGCCAAUGCCCAAGGCCAUUCUGAUACCAAUCCCCAUAUCCAAGUCAUCUGCUCCCCGUUUCCGCAACAGCGUAGAAGGUCUCAACCAGGAGAUCGAGCGUAUUAUCAUCCGCGACACCCCCGAGAAGGAUGAAACCAUCGUGCCACAGGACGUCCCCGACGGGCACCGCGCUCCGCCCCCCAUCCCCCCGCAGCGCAGCAGCAGCACUCGCAGCAUCAACACACAGACUCCCUCAGGGGGCGGCGGCCUGGGUGGUAGCCAUAGCAACAGCAGCAGCCGCCCCGACUCCAUUUCCCCUUCCUACCUCACGGUGCUCAAUGACACAAGCGGCGGCGGAAGCCCCUUGGAGGAAAAAGAGCUGGGUCCUUGGUCUCCGCUGCCAAAGUACGCCGCGUCACCGCGGCCCAACAACAGUUACACGUUCAAGAGAGAACCUCCAGAGGGCUGCGAGAAAGUCAAAGUGUCCGAGGAGUCUUUGCCAAAAGCCCUUCAGGACACGCCCCCCUUCCUGUGUCCCGACCGCAACAAGGUGAACUUCAUCCCCAACAGUGGUUCGGCGUUUUGCCUGGUUAGCAUUCUCAAACCCCUGCUUCCCACCCCGGACCUUACAUUUCGCCCCGGGGUGGGCCUGCGGAGUCUGUCCCCGUCGCUGGUGCCUCUGUCCACCCAGCCCUGCCUCCUGGAGGAGCCCGAGAGUUUCUGACGAGGAGCGCUCUCAACACCUUGAAACCCAGGCGGGGGAAAAAGGCCUUCAGCAUGCGAGCGCUCUGAUGUCUUGUCGUCGAAAAGAGCGCCGACUUCCCACCUCACAUUUCAUCGCUGUCUUUUUUCUUAGUAUUAGUAUUAUGGUUUUGGAAGGAAAAGGGCAUAAAGACUUGUAUUUCAUUGUUCGAUACCAUGACGCCUUUCCACGAUACAUAUCAUUUUUUCGUAUUUUUCUCUUGAUGUAAAAACAUGCCUUCCGUUACAAAAAGGCAGAGAUGCUGCCGGACUGAAGCAAAACUUUUAGAAGGGGGGAAGAAGAAAAAUUCCCAUAAAAAAAAAAAAAACGUGCCUGAUAUUUUCGAGCGUUUCUUUCAUGACAUCCGAUGUAGCGCCCAGGGAUAAGGAGGGCGUGUGUGAACAAAUAUUGUGUUUGACAGCCAAAGUUAAAGCUGAUCUGUGUAAGAUAACUUUCUUGUUAUUCUAAAACAGUGGUUCUUAACCUGGGUUCGAUCGAACCCUAGGGGUUCGGUGAGCCGGCCUCAGGGGUUCGGCGGAGGUCAAAACACACCCAAUAAAAACUUCUCCCUAUCGGCGUAUUACGGAUACGGCAACAGCAGAAGUCACACUGAUUUGCAGGUGUGUCAUUUGUUGUGAGUUUAUGCAGACUAGUGUGAGUUUAAUGUCGGUUUUGUUCUUUGAACAAGGUGAUGUUCAUACACGGUUCAUUUUGUGACCAGUAAAAAAACAUGGCAACACUUUAGUAUGGGGAACAUAUUCACCAUUAAUUAGUUGCUUAUUUUAUUUUAUUUUUUCUCUUUCGGCCGCUUGUACCCGUGAUCUUAUCCUUUCGGUCAUGACCCAAAGCUCAUGACCAUAGGUGAGGAUGGGAACGUAAAUCGACCGGUAAAUUGAGAGCUUUGCCUUCCGGCUCAGCUCCUUCUUCACCACAACGGAUCGGUACAACGUCCGCAUUACUGAAGACGCCGCACCGAUCCGCCUGUCGAUCUCACGAUCCACUCUUCCCUCACUCGUGAACAAGACUCCUAGGUACUUGAACUCCUCCACUUGGGGCAGGGUCUCCUCUCCCCAACCCGGAGAUGGCAUUCCACCCUUUUCCGGGCGAGAACCAUGGACACGGACUUGGAGGUGCUGAUUCUCAUUCCGGUCGCUUCACACUCGGCUGCAAACCGAUCCAGCGGGUACAAGCGGCCGAAAUGAGUUUCCUCCGCCGUGUGGCGGGGCUCUCCCUUAGAGAUAGGGUGAGAAGCUCUGCCAUCCGGGAGGAACUCAAAGUAAAGCCGCUGCUCCUUCACAUCGAGAGGAGCCAGAUGAGGUGGUUCGGGCAUCUGGUCAGGAUGCCACCCGAACGCCUCCCUAGGGAGGUGUUUAGGGCACGUCCAACCGGUAGGAGGCCACGGGGAAGACCCAGGACACAUUGGGAAGACUAUGUCUCCCGGCUGGCCUGGGAACGCCUCGGGAUCCCCCGGGAAGAGCUAGACGAAGUGGCCGGGGAGAGGGAAGUCUGGGUUUCCCUGCUUAGGCUGUUGCCCCCGCGACCCGACCUCGGAUAAGCGGAAGAUGAUGGAUGGAUAGUUGCUUAUUAACAUGCAAAUUAGUAACAUAUUGCUCUUAACUAGUCAUUAAGUAUUUAUUAAUGCCUUAUUCGGCAUGGCCUCAUUAUAACCCUAACCCUUUAACCCUAACCCUAACCAAAUAACUCCAAAUUAAGUCUUUGUUACUUAGAAUAUGUUCUCCAUACUAAAGUGUUACCAAAAAUAUAACUUUGUCUUGAAUUUGAAAAAAAUUAACAUUUUAUUUUUCACUAAGAAGGGUUCGGUGAAUGUGCAAAUGAACCUAACGGGGUUCGGUACCUCCAACAAGGUUAAGAACCACUGUUCUAAAAGUCAUCCACAUUCCUGCAGUACUGCUGGUGAUGACAUAGAAUACUUUCAGUUGUGUACUAUUUGAACUGCACCCUCAAAUAACUGGGGGUUUAUGUAUUGUGUUUGAAGAGCACUUCCGCCCCCAACAUGUCCUUCAAGCUAAACGUGCUCUAGAAUGUACAUGGAUGUAAAUACUGUAUUGUAUCAGCUGACAUGUCACCGACUCUCUUGUUAUAUGAGCCCCGCCCACCCCAUCAUCACCCGAUUUGCGCCGCUGAGUACUGUGAAUGACAUGUUAUCAUUAUUGUGAAUAAUUAUGUAUUUAUUGAUCAGAGAGGAUGGAAUCAAGACUAGAUGACGUCAUCCAUCUCAGGUUGUAGUGGCCCCGCCCCCCUAAAAAAAAACUUCGUCGCAGUUAACACUCGAGGGGCGGCCUGUAGCAGACGAGCUUUUUUUUUUUAUUAUUAUUAAAGGGAAUUGUUUAACCGUUUUUUUUUUUAAUAAGCAAGAAAUACAGUGUAUUGUUCCAAACAUGUCCUGUUCCUUUUUUGUUGUUAUCACUCAUUCUUUGUACAAGUGAAUGAACGCGAGGACACGCCGAUACAGUUACGGUAUUCUCUUAGUGUACUUCUAUAUUUGGCCAUGAGCACAAAGACA
Messenger RNA from Nerophis ophidion (straightnose pipefish), 4401 nucleotides. RefSeq names its product family with sequence similarity 117 member Ba (gene fam117ba). The coding region runs from base 936 to 1859 and encodes 307 amino acids. The transcript has 8 exons. The record is from RefSeq and is a predicted model, not a curated record. NCBI's taxonomy places the organism in Eukaryota, Metazoa, Chordata, Actinopteri, Syngnathiformes, Syngnathidae.